CUAAGUGGAGCCAAUGCAUAAUAAACAUCCAAAGACAAGUAGUGAAUUUAUAAAUGGCAGUUUCUAAUUAUGAUCAGAUUUCCUACAUUACCACUCAGCGGAAAGGUGUAAAAUUUUACAGAAUAUCCUGACAUCUUUUACGAUGUAAUGUAAUGGUGCCUCACACCAGUCUAGAAUACAACAAUGAAUUCUUUGUAUUGUCCCUAAGAUUAGAGAAAAAUACACUUGUUAAGAUCUCUUGCCAUUUAGAGACUGCUGAUGUCUACUACCGCAUUUUUAUAUCGCUUCUCCUUGUGAUGUUAUAUUUUGUAUAUGUAAAUUUCUAUAUAUUUUAUUCUGUUGAAUUUCGGGCCACUAUCAUCUAAAUAUCCUAUUGUAAAUUGUGUGUUAAUUCAGAGUGUUGUUUAGCCCUUGGUGUCUUGAGAACACCAGUCUCCAUGGUGCAUUUUAUUCAUUCAAAUAAUACCCCUGAGUCCGUUGUCAAUGGAGAAGAUAAAAUAGUGGCUAACUUGAAUAACCUUACUUCUGCACAGAAAAUCAUAACAUGUUGUCCAUUAAGCUUGGAAAACAUUGUACUAUCCUUCAUUUCUACUAUCAUUUAUUUCAAGCAUUUCAUUAUGUGGCAAUAGGAUAUUCCAGGACCUCAGAUCCUUUGGAGAAAUUUGGGUGGGCAUGUAGAAAUGGGUUGAUAUGAAUGUUUUUGUGAACAUUGUAGAGGAGAUCUUGGAAUUUUCUUGAUUAUAAAUAUUUUUGAUUUUUCUUUAUAAAUAAAAGAUGACAGAGACAGAACAGAUUGCAAAUGGUUUUAAAAAAUCCCACAGCCUUUACUUUUAAGCAAAUGAAAUGAGCCAUUAAAGAUGAUACUGACUAAACCGUAAAAGUAAGUAUGUUUUUGAUUGUUUUCAAGACUACGUUAUUUGUUGCAGUAAUACAUAUCUAUGCUUUAUUCAAGUCACCUAAACUAUGCAUGACAUUAUCUAUAAAAGAAAUUAAAUCACACGAUUAUUAAGAAAUAUAAGAAAGAAACAAAAGUUAAAAGCUACAUUUCAAUACAUUCAUGCAAGAAUUUUAAGACAGCCUGAACAUUCUGUGACUGAUGGACUACCUUUUUUUCUGUGUGUGUAUUCUUGCCUAGAUAUCUCAUAAUAAUCACUUGCAACAUAAUCAAUAUCAGGAAACCAAGAGUCAAAAGGUUUUAGUUGAUGUAUUUUGACACUGACAUGAUAUACUUUAUACAUUUACUUUUGCACACUGUGAUUUUUAUGCAUAGUGAAUGUUAGCAUUGAUCAUAUAAAGGCAGAAGACGAAAGGCCAGAUAGCUUAUGACCACAAAGAGAAGAGAUGAUGGGAAGUGGGAAUACAACUCUCCUAGGAAUUUUGUACGUAAAGAUGAAUCAGUAAAUUCGUUCACAAAAUGAAUUAAUCGGCUAACAAAUAAAACGUCAUUUCAUAAGAAAGCUCUGACCUAAGAAGUAAAUGAGACAUUACAGACCCAGGAAGCUAUCUGAGCAAUUAGGCGUCUUAAAAUUGACCUUAGAUGAUGACACUUUGAAGGCUUUUAUGGAAAAUAACUUUAAAAAUGGACAAAUGAGCGCACAAAUUCUGUAAAAAUUACAGUUGACAUCAGAAGGAAAAAAAAAAGGAGAAACAAAAAAUUAAACGUUGCCUCACCUUAAACUUGUCUUGAUUCUUGAGCUAUUCUCAUUGUCUCACUCCUCAAGGAAACUAUACUCAAUAUUGUGGAGAAGCGGUACAUGUGGCUAGAGUUAGGAUUACUAAGAAUACUUACAGUUUACAAAAAUAAAAUUAGGGGUUAAAUAAAAGUAUGACUUUGUGUAUCAGAAAGUAGAUUAAUGAUAAGUAGGCAGUGAAUAAAACUAUAGUCGACGUGUGUACAUUCCCAUCUUACAAGACACUAUUAAAACAUAAUAUUAAUUAAAAGUAGACUGCCUUGUGGUACAAAUAUUGAAAUUAGAAUUCAGAAUAGAAAAGCAAAUGAAUAGGAAAGCAAACUACAAACUUCAAAGUGUGUUGGUUGGUGUACGCUGGAGUGAAUUCUCAGAUUUCUAUGACCCGAAAAGUUUUUAACUGCUGAGAUUUUAAUUUUUUUUUUUCUUGUUUUAAGGGAAACUAUUGAAACGUAAAGAAGACAGGGACUUGAAAUAUACUAAAAUAUACUAAAGGAAGUAUAGUAAUAAUGAAUUACAUAAGGUAAAAAAUACCAGUGUAUUUAAAAGAAUUUAUUCACUUUUGUUUGAAACAAAAAAAAAUUAUUAUUUUUUUCUUAGCUUUCCUUAUUGAUGCCAUAACUUUCUUAUUUUGCAGCUAAAGGCAGAAAAAUACCAUUAUAAAAAAAGAAAAUAUGAGAAAUUACACAGAAGCAACAGAGUUUAUUCUACUGGGAUUGACAAAUGACCCACAGGGGCAGGUUGUACUUUUUGUAUUUCUUCUUGUCACCUACAUGCUAAGUGUGAAUGGGAACCUGAUCAUUAUCACCCUCACCCUUUCAGAUCCCCAUCUCCAGACUCCCAUGUAUUUCUUCCUUCGGAAUUUCUCCUUCCUGGAAAUAUCAUUCACGUCUGUUUGCAUUCCCAGAUUCCUAGUCACCUUUGUAACUGGGAACAGAGCCAUCUCGUAUAGUGGUUGUGUGGCUCAGUUAUUUUUUUUCAUCUUCUUAGGAGUGACAGAGUUUUACCUCCUGGCCGCCAUGUCCUAUGACCGCUAUGUGGCCAUCUGCAAACCUUUGCAUUACACCACCAUCAUGAGCCGCAGAGUCUGUAUCCUGCUCGUUUUUAGCUCUUGGUUUGCGGGAUUCCUGAUCAUCUUUCCACCAAUAAUCCUGCUGCUGCAGCUGGAUUUCUGUGCCUCCAAUGUAAUUGAUCAUUUUAUCUGUGACUCUUCUCCAAUUCUGCAGCUUUCUUGCACAAAUACUCACUUUCUAGAACUCAUGGCUUUUUUUUUAGCUGUGGUAACACUCAUGGUCACCUUGACACUAGUUAUUCUCUCCUACACGUAUAUCAUCCAGACUAUUCUGAGAAUUCCUUCCACGAGUCAAAGGAAAAAAGCCUUUUCCACUUGUUCCUCCCACAUGAUCGUUUUCUCCCUCUCUUAUGGCAGCUGCAUCUUCAUGUACAUUAAGCCUUCUGCAAGGGAAAGGGUGACAUUAAGCAAAGGAGUAGCUGUGCUCAAUACCUCAGUGGCUCCCCUCUUGAAUCCCUUCAUAUAUACACUAAGGAAUCAGCAAGUGAAACAAGCCUUCAAUAUCAUGGUCCAGAGGAUGGUCUUUUCUUUGAAUAAAUGAAUAUGCUUAUAUUAAAAUGUAUAAUUGGAAGAAAAACCAAAUGAAAAAUCUCUACCCUUCUCUACAUAAAUUCUUUCUAAACACCUCAUUUCAAUACAUCAAUUAG
Molecule: messenger RNA, 3407 nt
Organism: Loxodonta africana (African savanna elephant)
Lineage: Eukaryota; Metazoa; Chordata; Mammalia; Proboscidea; Elephantidae
Product: olfactory receptor 6C75
Exons: 1
Coding region: 2363-3301 (312 amino acids)
Biological process (GO): G protein-coupled receptor signaling pathway
Cellular component (GO): membrane
Molecular function (GO): G protein-coupled receptor activity; olfactory receptor activity
Source: RefSeq, a predicted model, not a curated record